AUGGGACGCAAUGAGUGGCUGGGGCCUGGAGGUAUGUGGGCUGUCUUGAAGCUGGGCUAUGUUGACGCUCAGUUAAAAGAAAGUUAUCUUAAUCGUGAGUUUUUGGGGUCUUUGUCGAAUGAACUGAGUAUUCUUUUUGCGAUCGAAAGACCCACAUUUAUUUCAGCUGCAGUUUCCUGUAAAACUCAAUGUGGAGGAGAUCGACGAUGCAUAGGACUGGAGAUCUGUCAAAUUCAGGAACAUCUGUAUCAGUGCAGAGCUUGCUGUGGUUGGAAGAAGCUCGGACAAGAAAUGGCUAACAAGAACCUAGCGGACUGUGGAUAUUUUCAGAUGGUGGAUGAUAACCAUAAAAGAUAUGUAAAUGUUGCAGUUGGAAAGCCGACAUCCAUGAGCUCUACCAUUAACAACUAUCAAUUGCCAAGAAAUGCAGUGGACGGUGUCGUUCUGUGUCGUUUGAUUGACCUUUCCCACUCAAGAAGUGAACAGAAUCCCUGGCUCAAAAUAGAUCUCCAAGGGUUGUUUGAUAUUCUGAGUGUAUUGAUCUACGCCAGGCAAGACUGCUGUGGUACGUUACGAAAGAUACUGCCAUGUAAUGUCUCUUGUGUUUCAAAGUUAAUCACAACUGAUGAAUUGCUCAUCCUAAUCAUUUAA
Ostrea edulis (European flat oyster) is the source of this 651-nucleotide messenger RNA. RefSeq lists its product as uncharacterized. The record is from RefSeq and is a predicted model, not a curated record. Bases 1 to 651 code for a protein of 216 amino acids. NCBI's taxonomy places the organism in Eukaryota, Metazoa, Mollusca, Bivalvia, Ostreida, Ostreidae. The transcript is spliced from 4 exons.